UUUGCAUGAUUUAAACAAAAAUAUAAAUUUACAAUACAUAGUAAUUAGGCUUUACUUUUCUAAUAAUAAAUCAAGAUGGCGUAUUAUGAGUUUGAUGCAUAUGAUGAGAUGACAGCAAAAUCCUUAAAUAAAUCUAUAGAAAGACCUCCUACUUUUUUAGAGUUACCCAACGAACUACUUUUAGAAUCGGUUAGUACCGUGAAUGUUUGGCAUUACGAUCGUAUACGACGUACCUCGACACGAUUAAGUAAUAUCGUCGACACAGUGCUUUGGGACCAAUAUACAAAUUUUUUAAGAAUUACACGUGGAACUGUAACUAGUAUGCGUAAGAAAAUCGCUGUUGAAAUUUUACACCAAUCAAUAGAUAUAUUAAUUCGAGCCGGAUAUCUGCCUUCAUUUUCUGGUACUAUACUUCAUCACUGGCGUGCCCAUCAGAGUGAUACUUAUUUACCUUUGGAUAUUAAACCACAGGAAGUUGAGAUAAUUCUAAAAAGGUAUUACUUACAAAUCAUUCGUCUAGAUAAUCCGAGUGACGACCAUAUGGCUGCUAUAUUAUUUGGAUUGACUUGGUUAAAUCAAGUGAAGUUAUUUAAAAAUAAAAAGAUCAUUAGUAAUAUUAUUUCCGAUAACAAAUGGUGUUGCUCUGUUGAAGUUGAAGGUGUUUUUAUUGGAAAAUCUAAACAAGACAAAGGUGAACCGAGCUUUGCUGCAAUUGGCGUCGCUAUUGCAGUAGUAUUGAUAGCAUCUAUAGCUGGUUAUUCAACUAAGAGAUUAUUCGAAUGUGAAGAUGUACUUUAUUUAUGCGGUCACAAUAUGGCUCCGCAACGUUCACGUCCACCCAAAAUCACCUUCGUUUUUAAAGUUUCCGCAUCUAAUAGUAUUUGCAAAUAUUUCUCUUGCUUUUUUUCUGGAGAUUUGGAGAUUUUGGGAACACUUCCAAAGGAAUUACUAAAUGAUCCAUUCACAUUUAGUUUCGCAUUAUAUUGUCCCGAAAGUUGUAAAUUGGGCUUUAGUCAAAACAUGAACGUUGUAUGUAAGCACAAGCCAACGGUUCCACAAUAUAUUAAGGAUAUGGAUUGCAGUGAGAAUGUUUUUUAGCUGAAUUUUUAUUGUUAACUAAAUCAAUGGAAAAAACGAAAGCCAACUUAAAAACAAAAAUUUGUCGUGAAAAACACUUCAAGUAAUUUUUAGAUAAUCUAUAA
Molecule: messenger RNA, 1202 nt
Organism: Teleopsis dalmanni
Lineage: Eukaryota; Metazoa; Arthropoda; Insecta; Diptera; Diopsidae
Exons: 2
Coding region: 76-1098 (340 amino acids)
Molecular function (GO): protein binding
Source: RefSeq, a predicted model, not a curated record